Molecule: messenger RNA, 1799 nt
Organism: Cuscuta campestris
Lineage: Eukaryota; Viridiplantae; Streptophyta; Magnoliopsida; Solanales; Convolvulaceae
Source: the annotation of a GenBank genome assembly
GGAUCAUGCACGGGCAGUUGGCCCCAAAUGGUCACCAUAUGUUGAGUAGUUUCAUCAAUGUUUGUCGCUUUCUUCACAUCCCUCUCUCUCUACGCCUUUUUGACCACAUGUUUGAUGUCCGGUCUGGGUCCAAGGAAACCCUUAGAUUCGUGGUUGUGUCUUCUCACCAAGGCCAGGCAUUCCUUUCCGGUCUUCCUCCUUCUAACAGGGGUUGGAAGGACAAAUAUGUUUCCAUCAAAUUCCCCCUAGGCGCUUUUCCCUUUGCCCAAAAUGCCUGGGGGAAAAGGAUGAAAGUCCAAGUCAAGCCCCGAGAGGCUGACGACCUGGCCGGCUGGGAAACCACUCUCCGGGCAGGAGACGCCACCACCCGCGGCCCUUACAAUGUCGGGAAGUGGGGUGUCUAUUCCGGGUGGGAGACUGAUCCUGAGCUAGAAAUUAUUCUGACUGAGGUGAUUCCUGACGCCAUUCCCAUCCGCCGGGUGAAAGGGUCAAAAGCCCCGUUUUCUACCCCCGCCGGUUCCUUGCGCCCGAGGAUGAAGAAAGAGAAAGUGGUGAAGUUCAGCUCAAAAUUCGCCACUCCCAAAAUCGUCGCUGAGGAACCCCCAACUGCCCAGCCCCUCAGCGAGCCCUUCGGCCACCUGUUCUCACUGGAUGAGCAGCCGGCUCAAUCGCAUCAGGGCACCAGCCAGCCAAUCCACUCCGGGGAGCUCUACAUCAAUGUAGACACCAUGGAGUUUGAUAAUAUGCUGGCGGAAACUGGUCACACGUCAGAGGCCGGUAUGGGUGGCCAACAAGCUGAGGGGGGCCACGACGAGAAGGAGGCUUCUGAGGAGGCUCUUCAAAGGAAGCGUCGGAGGACGCAAGUCGUGGACCAGCAGGCCCAGUCCUCCGGCGCCGGCAAAGGGAUCGGCGAGCCUCGGGUUUUUGCCAUGAUGGUCCGGUCGGACGAAGAGCUCUACUUGGCCUUCUGUUCCGAUCUGCAAGAGGUAAUCCCCCAAUCCUUCUUACAUUCUCACUUUUGCAUUUCCAAAAUCAUAUUUCUGAAAAAUUUUCAUCUCUUUGAAGCAGGUCGGACGGAUUGGCCAGGAGUACUUCUCCCAGCUGGUGAAGUCCAAAGAGGAGGAGAAGGCUCGGCUGGAGGGCAUGAUGGUAGCAUGUCGGAAGGAUGCCCAGGCCGCCCAUCUGAAAGCGGAGAAGGCCUAGGAGAAGCUGUUAGAGAAUUGCGCGGCUUCCGCAAGCUCUAUGCCAAACAUGAAGGUCUGCUGAAGGCCGCGAAAGAGGCCGACGAGCAAGCUCAGAAGAAGAUCCAAAGGCUUGAGGCAGAGAAGGCCGCGCUGCAGGAAGAGGCGUCUCGAUCAGCCGAGGAGAUUGCCCGGCUUGGGGAUGAGCUGGAGAAGGAGCGCGCAGAAAGGGCGUCUCUUGCCGCUGCCUGGGCCAUCCAAGAGUCGGAGCAGUUUGCCAACCGGGCGAUAGCGGACCGGGAUGCUGCCAUCCGGUUGUUCCAAGGGCUCUAUAAGCACGAGCCAUCAGCCAAGGUCAUCGAUGAAAUCGGGACCUUUGGCUUCGAAAGUGGCCAAUAUGACGAACGUCGGGCGCUCUAUGGCAUUCUCCAACGGCGGAUCCAAGGUUUCGAGCCCAAGGCCUUCUCACUGCCCGAGUUGCAUGACGAAGCGCCGGUCGCGCCUUUCGAAGGCAUCUGAACUCCAGCCUACCUCCUCUCUUUUUUUUUAUUUCAGUCGUGUAAUGAUCAGCCUCCGGGCACUUUUGUAAACCACUUUUAAUAUAUCAAUGAAGUUAUU